Purpureocillium lilacinum is the source of this 1950-nucleotide messenger RNA. Its product is annotated as serine/threonine-protein kinase. Gene Ontology annotation, molecular function: ATP binding; protein serine/threonine kinase activity. Gene Ontology annotation, biological process: peptidyl-serine phosphorylation; intracellular signal transduction. The record is from RefSeq and is a predicted model, not a curated record. NCBI's taxonomy places the organism in Eukaryota, Fungi, Ascomycota, Sordariomycetes, Hypocreales, Ophiocordycipitaceae.
AUGGACGCCAACAACAAUCGCCUGCAUCUCAACUUCGGGAACAAUGACCGCCUCCCCGUAAACGACCGGGCAUACCCGACGACGCCCUCAACCUUUCCCCAGCCCGUCUUCCCGAACCAGGCGGGGCAACAGCAGCAGCAACAUCAUCAACAGCAGAACCACCCACAAGGUGGCAUGCAGGCGCAUCAACAGGCCUACGGUGGCUACGCACCCCAGGGGUACUUCCCCCAGGCGCAGACCGGCUAUGCUGCCCCGUAUCCCGCCCAGGCCGUCACCAACGACUACGCCCACGCCCAGAAUGGCGUCUACCAGGCACGAUCCAAUACUCCCGGUACCAAUGACCCGAACGUCGGCCUAGCCCAUCAGUUUUCCCAUCAGAAUUUGGGCGGCGGCGCAGCCAGAGGCGCCCAAUAUGCUCCUCGUGGCCCCCCGUCUGGCCAGCGUCCGAGGACUGCGGGCGGAAGCGCACAGCCGGGCCCGUACGGCGCCUACGUGAAUGCGCCGCCCAUGCCCACGCAGAGCCAGCCCCCAGCGGAGAUCUUCCAGUCUGCUCCGGAGCGGAACCCCGACAAGUACGGCACAAAUGCCAACAGCAACCAGAAGAAGUGCUCGCAGCUGGCCACGGACUUCUUCAAGGACAGCGUCAAGCGUGCCCGUGAGCGCAACCAGAGACAAAGCGAACUGGAGCUGAAGCUUCAAGAUCCGGGCCAGAACCCCGCUCGCAAAGAGCAGCUCUGGUCCACGGCAGGCCGAAAAGAGGGCCAAUACCUCCGCUUCCUCCGCACCAAGGACAAGCCCGAGAACUACACCACGGUCAAGAUCAUCGGCAAGGGUGCCUUUGGAGAGGUGAAGUUGGUUCAGAAGAAGGGCGACGGCAAGGUCUACGCCAUGAAGUCUCUCAUCAAGACGGAAAUGUUCAGAAAGGAUCAGCUUGCUCACGUCCGGUCAGAGCGUGACAUCCUCGCCGAAUCCGACAGUCCCUGGGUCGUCAAGCUCUACACCACCUUUCAAGACUCGUAUUUCCUGUACAUGCUCAUGGAGUUUUUGCCUGGUGGCGACUUGAUGACAAUGCUCAUCAAGUACGAAAUCUUCUCCGAGGACAUUACGCGGUUCUACAUUGCGGAAAUCGUGUUGGCCAUCGAGGCCGUUCACAAGCUCGGCUUCAUUCACCGCGACAUCAAACCCGACAACAUCCUGCUCGACCGAGGCGGUCAUGUCAAGUUGACAGACUUCGGCUUGUCUACUGGCUUCCACAGACUUCAUGACAACAACUACUACCAGCAGCUUCUGCAGGGCAAGUCGAACCGCCCUCGCGACCGCAACUCUGUUGCCAUUGACCAGAUCAACUUGACCGUCAGCAACCGAUCGCAAAUCAACGACUGGCGGCGGUCGCGCAGACUCAUGGCGUACUCGACUGUCGGCACCCCCGAUUACAUUGCGCCCGAGAUCUUCACUGGCCACGGCUACUCGUUCGACUGCGACUGGUGGUCUCUGGGCACAAUCAUGUUUGAGUGUCUUGUGGGCUGGCCGCCGUUUUGCGCCGAGGACAGCCACGACACGUACCGCAAGAUUGUCAACUGGAGGCAGACGCUGUACUUCCCCGACGACAUCACGCUGGGUGUCGAGGCUGAGAACUUGAUCCGGAGCAUGGUCUGCAAUACCGAGAACCGUCUUGGCCGUGGUGGCGCACACGAGAUCAAGAACCACCCCUUCUUCCGUGGCGUCGACUUUGACAGUCUGCGCCGCAUCCGUGCUCCAUUCGAGCCGCGGCUGACGUCCAACAUCGACACGACGUACUUCCCCACAGACGAGAUCGAUCAGACAGACAACGCGACGGUGCUCAAGGCCCAGGCCAUGCAGAACAACCGCGGCCAGCCUGAGGAGUCGCCGGAGAUGAGCUUGCCCUUCAUCGGCUACACGUUCAAGCGAUUUGAUAACAACUUUCGGUAA